This is a messenger RNA of Schistosoma turkestanicum, 3891 nucleotides long. The record is from the annotation of a GenBank genome assembly. NCBI's taxonomy places the organism in Eukaryota, Metazoa, Platyhelminthes, Trematoda, Strigeidida, Schistosomatidae.
AUGAUCCGACUUGGUUCAUUAGCUAGUGGAAUUAAUCUGUCAAGAUCUAAUUCACAUUUAAACAAAUUCAACAACGCCAGUGCUUAUAUUACAGAAAACAAAUUUUGCAAAUUACUUUCAAAUGCAUCGAAUGUUUUGAAACAACAAGCGAAAUCAUGUAAAUCCUAUGAGACUGCAUCAACAGCACGUACACCUUUAACUUGUUGUAUUGAUCAUGGCUACUUAUCUGAUACACAGUACAAAUCUAAUUUUAACUAUAAUCAUUCAAUAUGUCCACUGGAUCAUGAUUUAAUUUAUGAAACACGAAUUGGUGGAUCAUGGAUUUCAGCUUCAGGAUCGUUUACAUCGUCGUUGGACGCUGAAAGCAGUAAUAAAAGUAUUCGUAGUUCUGGAAAAUUAACUUCUCCUAGUACUAACGUCAUUCAUAAUGAUUAUCCUCUUAGAUCAUUGCAACAGAUAACAACCGAUAGACUACAUGAUUCAAAAUGUCUUCCGCAUUUCUGUUUAGAACAAUGGAAAAAAUUGUUUGAAAUCGAUGAUGUGAGCAAAAAGUGUAUAUAUCAUGGUGAUUUACAAUUAAUUUAUAAAUCGAAACUUGAUUUACUUAAACAAUAUAAUAAUGUUUUAUCGAAUAGAAUACAUACAAAGAAAAUUGAUCAUUCAACAGUAAAUAGCACUAAUGAAACAUUGAAAAAUGAACAUGGUAAUUUAAACAAAAAUCAAAGCGACAAUGAUCAAUUUAAUUCAAAUGAACAAACAAAUGUAUUGCCAAAUAAUAAUAUACAUAAAAGAUAUCAUGAUUUAUUAAAUAACAACACUAAUAAUAAUAAUAAUAAUAAUACUGAUACCAAUACUAAUUUACAAACAUCCACUGAUAAAUCUAGUAAGACAAAGACAAAAUACACAUUGACACGUGGUAUACAUGUAUUUUAUUUUGAAUUUCAAUUACCUGCCGAUUUACCUGGUACAUUUGAAUUACCGACAAAUUGUUUAGCCGGUGGUGCAUCAGCAUCGAUCAGCUAUGCUGUACGCAUUGAACUAUGCAAUAAUCGUUUAAAAUUAAGACAUAUACAACAACGUGAAAUAAUUGUAUUCCGACCAUUGGAAUUGAUACAUUUUCCUAGAUUAAGAGAUCGAAUAACAUUACAUCGUGAAUUUGUAUCGCUAGGCUGUUGUUCACAUCCAAGUGGAUUAAUUCUAUGCGAUUUAGCUGUGAAUAAAACUGGAUUUGUUCCUGGUGAAACAAUUAUUCCUCAAGUUCAUAUCACAAAUCGAUCUAGUCGUGCUAUACAAACUGUACAUUUAACAUUUGCACAAACAGUUUUUUUAAAAGGUAUCCAUGCACAAAAUCAUAUUGAAGUGUUACGUAUAUUCGCAACUAAAUUGAAUGCACAAUCUACACUGUCAGAAUUUGAUUUAUUUGAACAAUUAGAUAUGAAUAGAAUUGGUAGUUUAUUUUCUCCAUCGAAUUCAUUUUCAUCAAAAAGUUCAACUAAUCGUUUUGAACGUUCCCAACACCAACAUCAACAGCAGCAACAGCAACGAAGUCGACGUAACAACAACAACAACAGUGUAAAUAAUAGAAAAGAGCCACAUGUUCAACCAUCAUUACAUUCAAAACAAAAACAACGAUAUCAUGACCAGCAGACGCAUGAACAACAACAACAACAGCAUCAUUCUUCAUCAUCGUCAAAUAGUGUAGCUGUACCAGGUCAAGGUGGAAAAGCUUAUUUCACCGAUUUGAUUCAUGUACCACCAUUGCCAACCAGUGGAUUGUUUGGUAGACAAAAUCUAAUCUAUUUAGAAUAUUCAUUAAUUUUACGACUUCGUAUGCAAGGUGAUAAAGACGGUAAACAUGAUCAUUGUAUGCAAAUUCCAAUUACAAUCGGAUCUGAUCCAACUAGAGAAACAUCAUUUAUUGGAAAUGAUGAAGUUGUACCUUGUUAUGCAUCAUUCAAUUUUGCUUCUGGUGACAUUAUAGAAUAUGAUCCAUUGAAUCAAUUCCAUGCUGUACAUUUAACUCCUGUUUAUAGAUAUUUUAAAUUAAAACCCACUGAUCAACAAUCCACAUUGAAUCCAUUGAAUAAUAAUAAUAAUAAUAAUAAUAAUAAUAAUAAUAAUAAUAAUAUGACCUUUUCUUCAAAUUCACCAUUGAACAGUGUGAACAGUUUGAAAUCAUUACCAUUGACAACAAAAUCUAGUCCGUCUAUAUUAAAACAAUCAUGUACUACUACUACUACUACUACCACUGCUGCUAUUGAUCAUCAUCAUUCAAUGUCCACUGCGAGUAUGCCUAAAGUGAAACAUCAAAAUUCGCUAAAAUCUACCAAAUCAUCAUCGUCAUCAUCAGGAUUGGUAUUACUAUUAUCCUCAUCAACAAAUCAUGAUCAUGAACUGAAACAACCGAAAAAAUUCACUAAAAAAUCAUCAUCAGUGACUGGAACAUCUAUACCUAAUAAUAAUAUUAUUCAAUUAGAUAAUAAUAAUAAUAAUAAUUCAUGUAAAAAAUUACAAAUUAAAAACUUAAAAAAACAUCAUUCCAACAAUAAUAAACCCAGCUCAUCACCAUUAUCACCAUCAUCACAGAAACCAAAUUCCACUGAACUCAUGACAAUGGGCAUCAAUGAAUCCCAACAAUUGCGUCUGUCUAGUCAACAAUUUUUCGAUGAUGGUAAUAUUACAACAACAUGGCAUAAUUUACCAGUGAACCAGUCACAACCAACUGAUCAAAAGAAAUAUACGAAACGAAAUAAAGCAUAUUAUCUACUACUUGAUCAUUCCUUAUCAUCUGCACCUGUACAUUUUGAACAAUAUGAUUGUUCUUCUAAUUCGUCUCCGUUACAUUUGGAAAAUUCCCGAUUAGAAUAUAAAUGUCAAUCACAAACAAACAUUCCAAUGUAUUCUUCAUUAGAUAAUGAGUUACUGGCAGAUCAAUUAGCAUCGUCUUCAUCCGCAUCCUCCUCUUCCUCCUCCUCAUCAACAUCAGGUGAUGAUGAUGAUGAUGAGGUUGAUGUUGGGGACGAUGUUGAAAAUUGUGAAAAUGUCAAAAUGACUAGUAAAUCAUUCAACCCUAGCUGUAGCUAUGAUUACAGUCAAAUUUGUUAUGUUGAGGAUGUUAAUGACGAUGAGGAUGACGCCGAUGCUGAUGAUGGUGAAGUGGAGGAGUUCGGUGAUGAUUAUGAACAGGAAGGUGACAAUGGCCAAGAGGACGAUGAUGAGGAUGGUGAUGGUGAAGAGGAUGACCAUAUUCCAACUGGAAGUAUUCAUCAACCUCUUGAAGAUAACAUAAACGAUGGAAUAAAUAAAUAUGCAAUAAAAACUAAUCAAUUUCAUGCCUAUCCAUAUGAUGCUUUAAGUUCUUAUUCAAAUAACUUAUUCAAACUUAAUAAUUUCUCAAUGAAACAAAAUGAAACUUUUGAACUAUCAUCAAAUGAUACACGUAAAAAUGAUGACCGUAGUAAUAGAGAUGAAAUGAAAAACCCGAAAGACAAUUAUCAAUUAGUGCAGGACGAUGAAAAAACACAGCAGUCAUAUGAUGCACCACAGUUAAAACAUGCUUUAACUGUUCUAUCACCAGAGGUAUCAACCAAUGAAACGGUGAAUACACUAAGCGAUAUAACAGAUUUAUAUCAUAAAGUUCAAAAAUUAUCUGAAACCAAUAAAUCUAUUAUGUCAAUGAGUUAUAAAUUCAAGCCAACUAACAAUUUAUAUAAUGCUUAUUGGAAUUGUCCAAAAGUUGCCCCAAUCAUUGGUCGUAAAUCGGAUUCGAAUGGAUAUUGGACAUAUGGUCAUGGAGCUAGCAAUGAGACGAAUAACGAUAAUGAUAGCAAUAAUAAUAAUAAUAAUCACGAUGAUGAUGAUGAUGACAGUGUCUCGUAAAACCUCCAAUCA